GUCAAAGUUCCCUGGCACACAAUAUCAGCCACUGGGGGCACAAUCACCAGUCCCUCAGGGGACUCAGUUGAGAGGCUAAUACUCCGUAUAAGGGCAAGCAAUGCAGCUAGCAAUCAAUGCGAGCCGACCAAUCCACAUGAAAGCCACUGGGCCCAAAACGGCAAUAUGUCGUGUUUUCUGAAGCCGCGGAGCUGUUUUGAGGGCAAGUCGUUGCCGAACCCGAGGGGAGUGAGGCGGAGCCCCCAGGGCUUGGCAGGAGGAGAAUCCCGUGACGUCUGGAAGUGGGCUGUAAAGGGCGGAGACUAAACCCGAAGUAGUCUAGGGUCAGCAUGGGGCUGAAUUGACUCCGCCUCCCCGAACUUCUUUUGCGAGAUUUAUGUAUACUAUUAUUGCUUCUGAUGUUGAUAUCUGCGCAAUAUCGAUACAUAUUAUUUGUUGUGAUUUAUGCCACGGAUGCUUCCAAUAAUGCAACUGUCCCAAGCCACACUAGAGCAGAACUUAUCCACAUGAUCAACAAGGCCCAUUCUGUAGGCUACUGGGGCAAAAGAGCUCAAUCACCACCAGCGCACUGCUGGUAGAAGGGCCGAUCAACCCGGGACCCCCAACACCCCCCCUCGGACCAGCUACCACAGAGCACUACUCCUCUCAAGGACUCCUCUCAGUGGCUUCUCUCAGCGGCCUUUUUUUCUGGACUCACUUCUAGGGCUCACUCCAAGGGCACACUCCUAGGGUGUCUCUUGGCACUGUUAAUGUCCGGGAUAUUGUUGGGAUUUUUAUUCUUAAGUCCAUCCUGGGAUUGAACCCAUGCAUGUUGACCACAGCGGGGCUCACGCUAACCGGGCUCAUAACCUGUAGGCUACUGGGGCAAAAGAGCUCCAUCACCACCAGCGCACUGCUGGUAGAAGGGCCGAUCAAC
Messenger RNA from Blastomyces dermatitidis ER-3, 916 nucleotides. RefSeq lists its product as uncharacterized. NCBI's taxonomy places the organism in Eukaryota, Fungi, Ascomycota, Eurotiomycetes, Onygenales, Ajellomycetaceae. The record is from RefSeq and is a predicted model, not a curated record. The transcript has 3 exons. Bases 399 to 578 code for a protein of 59 amino acids.